Molecule: messenger RNA, 1548 nt
Organism: Closterium sp. Yama58-4
Lineage: Eukaryota; Viridiplantae; Streptophyta; Zygnematophyceae; Desmidiales; Closteriaceae
Source: the annotation of a GenBank genome assembly
AUGCCCCCGCCACAGCCAAUAAAUCCGCGUUGCUCUCCCCCCACGUCCUGCUCUAACCUGCCCCAGUUUGGGCGAAUGUUGAGGUCAGCGCUCUCAGAGGCGCCCGUGAAAGGCGGGCUGCAGGCUGCAGGGGAUGGGCGGUGGCGGCAGUGGGUUGGGGGGGAGGCGGAGUGGCGCAUGGGCGGGACUCUGUUUGUGCCUCUCACACAUCAAACAACCAAUGUGGCACACUUUCUAGGCAAGGCGGCUCACAUCCUGCUCGUGAACAACGUGACAGUCAAGACGGGCCUGCCUCGUGUCGAUAGGUUCCUGCUGCCACGUGCUGACUGGACAGUGCACAGAAUGAAGGAGCACGGACCACACGGCUGGCUACCAUCCAUGCUGCACCUCCUCCUCCGCAUGGCCCUUGAGCCUCUCCUCCCCGCCUCCCUCCUGCCCGCCCUCCUCGCCUCCAUCUCUCCCGCCUCCCUCCUCACCCCUGGCCCGCUAGCCGGAGGGCGGGUGGAGUUUGAGGGGCAGUUGAAUGCUGCAAGCGAUGAGUGGCCCAUGUGCUUUCAGACGCUUGUUGUGCCUGGGUUGCUCAAGGUGAGACUCUCCUCCCUCCUCCCCUCCUCCCUCCUCCUCCUCCUCUCCUCCCUCCUCUCCUCCCUCCUCCUCUCCUCCCUCCUCUCCUCCCUCCUCCUCUCCUCCCUCCUCCUCUCCUCCCUCCUCCUCUCCUCCCUCCCCCCGUCCCUCCUCGCCUCCAUCUCUCCCGCCUCCCUCCUCACCCCUGGCCCGCUAGCCGGAGGGCGGGUGGAGUUUGAGGGGCAGUUGAAUGCUGCAAGCGAUGAGCGGCCCAUGUGCUUUCAGACGCUUGUUGUGCCUGGGUUGCUCAAGACGCUUGUUGUGCCUGGGUUGCUCAAGGUGAGACUCUCCUCCCUCCUCCCCUCCUCCCUCCUCCCUCCUCCUCUCCUCCCUCCUCUCCUCCCUCCUCCUCUCCUCCCUCCUCCUCUCCUCCCUCCUCCUCUCCUCCCUCCCCCCGUCCCUCCUCGCCUCCAUCUCUCCCGCCUCCCUCCUCACCCCUGGCCCGCUAGCCGGAGGGCGGACUCUCCUCCCUCCUCCCCUCCUCCCUCCUCCCUCCUCCUCUCCUCCCUCCUCUCCUCCCUCCUCCUCUCCUCCCUCCUCCUCUCCUCCCUCCUCCUCUCCUCCCUCCCCCCGUCCCUCCUCGCCUCCAUCUCUCCCGCCUCCCUCCUCACCCCUGGCCCGCUAGCCGGAGGGCGGGUGGAGUUUGAGGGGCAGUUGAAUGCUGCAAGCGAUGAGCGGCCCAUGUGCUUUCAGACGCUUGUUGUGCCUGGGUUGCUCAAGGUGAGACUCUCCUCCCUCCUCCCCUCCUCCCUCCUCCCUCCUCCUCUCCUCCCUCCUCUCCUCCCUCCUCCUCUCCUCCCUCCUCUCCUCCCUCCUCCUCUCCUCCCUCCUCCUCUCCUCCCUCCCCCCGUCCCUCCUCGCCUCCAUCUCUCCCGCCUCCCUCCUCACCCCUGGCCCGCUAGCCGGAGGGCGGGUGGAGUUUGA